Messenger RNA from Lytechinus pictus (painted urchin), 5791 nucleotides. Its product is annotated as retinol dehydrogenase 11-like. The transcript is spliced from 6 exons. The coding region runs from base 125 to 1072 and encodes 315 amino acids. NCBI's taxonomy places the organism in Eukaryota, Metazoa, Echinodermata, Echinoidea, Temnopleuroida, Toxopneustidae. The record is from RefSeq and is a predicted model, not a curated record.
UAGGACAAGCCACGCCCACUAUAUCGACUUCGCAAAGUUCAUCCGAGCCAAAAAGGUGCCUAGAUUUUGCAUCAGGAUAUUCCGGCUGAAUCGAAAUUGAAAUCCAGAGGUAGAGUUAAUCACCAUGGUAGCGGGAGUGACGAUUGCCGCUGGUGCCGUUGGUGCUGGUGUUGGCUGGGUCUUUUUGAAGCGCUGGCUCAGUGGAGGUCGUUGUCAUAGCAACGCUCGUUUGGAUGGAAAGACGGUCAUCAUUACUGGUUGUAACACAGGAAUCGGCAGAGAAUCUGCCAAGGACCUAGCUAAAAGAGGAGCCAGAGUAAUAAUGGCAUGCAGGAAUAUAGAGAAGGCAGAAGAAGCUCGACUGGACGUUGUAAGAGUGUCUGGUAGUUCCAACGUGGUGGUCAAGAAACUUGACCUGGCAUCUAUGAAAUCCAUCCGAAAGUUUGCAGAGGACAUAAAGAAGGAAGAAAAACAGCUCAAUAUUCUUCUGAACAAUGCUGGUAUUAUGAUGUGUCCUCGGUGGGAGACAGAGGAUGGUUUUGAGAUGCAACUUGGUACCAACCACCUAGGUCAUUUCCUAUUGACUCUACUCCUCCUGGACCUCAUCAAGUCGUCCGCUCCAAGCCGUAUCGUUAACGUCUCUUCCGCUGCCCAUGAUAGGGGCAGCAUGCAUUUUGACGACAUUUUGUUGAAGAAGAGCUACGGUCCAAUGAAAGCAUACGGACAGAGCAAGCUUGCAAAUAUUCUCUUUACACGGGAGCUAGCAAGACAACUUAAGGGUACUGGUGUCACUUGCUACUCUCUACAUCCUGGCGUGAUCAACACAGAGCUUGUAAGGCACUUUCCGUCCUACGCUGCACCACUUCUUUUCCUCGGCAGUGCAUUCUUGAAGACGCCGGAGCAAGGGGCACAGACAAACAUCUACUGUUGUGUGGACGAGAAAGCGGGCCAAGAAACGGGACUCUACUACAAGGAUUGUGCUACAGCUACACCAACCAAGGCUGCUCAAGACAACGAGGCAGCAAAGAAACUUUGGGAUCUCAGUCUCAAGCUGGUGGGGCUUGAGGAGUAGGGAGCUUUGUGAUCCCAAAACACUUGGCUGGUAUCCAAUUCAAUACUUGGAUUUAAUAAAACUUAUUCAAGUACCAUUCUUUACUGAGUCAUAUUCAGUUCUGUUCCCUGUUGCAUAAAAGUAACUAUGAUAAUAAUGUGCGAGCCAAUGGUUACUAUGGUAACAGUGAUCAACAGCCAAUCAAAGUCAUGGAUAUUGUGGAAAUUACCGUUGGAUGGCAAAUUAACUAUCACGCAACGGGCCAAGAUCGUUGAGCUGUGUUUAAACUAAUGUUCUUUCAUAGAAGCAGUGUGAUCAUCAUGAAAUAAUGCAGUUAACAUGUCCCACAGAAUGCAUAUUACUUCUGUGCCAGAUGGUGUCUGUAUACCCCUAAACUUUACCUGUCAAUGAAGGCCUCCAAAUUUUAUUGAUACUACUCAAAAGGUGUUAUUAGAGUUUUAUCGAAAUAUCCAAAGUUGGGAUACCAAUAUAAUGGGUUAUCUUAAAGGAGAAUGAAACUCUUGGAGCAAGUUAGCUUUUGUGAAAGCAGAAAAAUCAAAGAAUAAGAUCAACAAAACUUUGAUUAAAAUAGGACUAGCAAUAAAAGAGUUAUGAGCAUUUGAAUGUCGAGAUCACUAAUGCUAUGGAGAUCCUCCCAUUGGCAAUGCGACCAAGAUCUGUGAUGUCACACACGUACAACUCUCCCAUUUGGACACUGAAAAUAUACCCCAAAACAUCUCUUUUUGCUCAUUCUAAUCAUAUGACAAACGAUUCAUCAAUGAUAUAAUGUUGUGAAACCUCUGUACUUGUCAUCUCAUAAAGAGAACACCUCACCUUGUGAUAGACUCUAUAAAAGUGAGAAUAUAAGUGAAAUAAGUACUAAAGUAAUGAGGGAGUUGUACGUGUGUGAUAUCACAGAUCUUGGUCGCAUUGCCGUUGAGGGGAUCUACAUGGCACUAGUGAUCUCAAUAUUCGAAUGCUCAUAACUUUCUUAUUAUUCAUUCAAUCUUCCUCAAACUUUCAACAAUAUGUUUCUUUGAUUUUUCUCUUUGAUAUGGAUUCAGCUGGUUUCAAGGGUUUCAUUCUCCUUUAAGUAAAUAAACCACUGUUUUUUUUUCAAACUCUGAUAUUGAAUUGAAUACCAGCCUUGGGUUUCAUAUUUUCAAACAAUUUUUGAUCUGAAAUGAUUUCUAUACUGAUUGCUAUACUGAUACGAAAAUCACGUCUAAUAGGCAAAUCAUGCACUACUAUAGAAUGAUCUUUGAUGAGGUUUGAGAAGCGAAUCAAUUAGAAGCAUAAACCAAAGUUUGUCUUUUUGCAGCAUCUGUAGAAGAGAGUUCACAGCAUCUGUCAACAUCAGAAAAUCUUCAUAUUUUGAAAUGAAAUUGUUAGCCAUGUUCUAAACAUGCAACAUUUUUUUAAUGCACAUUUCGCAGUAAAACAUGCUUACCUAGUGUGUGUCAUAGCUGAUCCAAUAUCCCUAGAUUACGUCGGAGACAACAUGAGGAUGUAGCACUCAAAUUGAAUGGAGGGUAGCCAUUUUGAAACUGGUUAGGUAGGUUGUACAUGUCUUUAUCGCACUUGGGUAGAAUUCAAGUCAAUCAUGCUUUCAGGUUACAUGUAUGGCAUAAUUCAAGUAGUGGUCAUGUCUUGUGAAUAUUAAUACCGAGUCUGCAUCGCCAAUUCUGUCAAAAUGUCCGUAUCUGAGCUUUGGAACAACUUACCUGACAUAAUUGAACUGGCUAAUACAGUUGAAUAGUUUCAGGCUGCGUUUAUGCGACCUCAAGCCAGAAUCAUGAUUUGAAUCAUGAUUCAAAACACAAACAUGAAUCACAAUAUCACAGAAUCAGCGUUUAGACGACCUUCAUUCCAAUGCUGUUUCUCCUCAGAUUCGGGCCAAUCCAGUGCGCAUCACUAGUGCGCAGUUUGACAUAGGAAGUUUUUCGCACGUGUUUCGGCUCUCGAAAAUUCUUUUGCUUCCAUCAAAAUUCAGUCUAUACCUCAUUUUGUUUACUUCUAUCAUAAAGGGUCCAUAUGCUUCUAUUCAUCUUGUUAGUUUAUCCAAAAUGGUGUUCGGAAGUGAAUUUCAGCGUAGAUCCAAUUUGAUAUUGAUACUGUAUACUCAACAACAACUGAGAUCAUUGUCUGUCCAGUUAAUUCAUUUACUAGAACUUGAAGUUGAAGACAUGACCAAAAAAUGAAAAGUAGUGGACGAUGCGAUGACCAACACAGAACUUGAACAUGACAAGAAAUGAAUUCAUAGUCAUGUACAUACAAUGAGCAUAUAGAGCGCCUUGAGCUUGGCAAGAGUCAAACCGAAAGUAGCCCGACACAACAGUGAGGUCAUAUAAUCAUGAUUGUAAUCACGAUAUCGUUUAUUCGAACAUUUUCGUACGUGAUUCUGCAGAAACGUCUUUCCAAACGCCCCUGUUUUCGUGUUUCAUGUUUGUGAUUCUAAUCAUGAUUAUAUUCAAUUUCGACUAAACGCAAUCGUGAUUCUGCAGAAUCAUGAUUUGAAUCAUGAUUCAAAUCAUGAUUCUAGGGUAAAAAAGUGGCGGAUAAACGCACCCUCAGACCCUUUUGAAGGCAUUCCUAAAUUGGAAAAAAAAUGAAUUGAUUUAAGGCUUACAAAUGAAGAGAAAAAUUAUAUAUUAUGGAUUAUAUAUAUGCUGCUCUGUAAAAACAGGCAUUCCUUUUAACUCCUUUUAAUACUACUGCAGCACAUAUAGACUUGAUAGGAUCAUUGAGAAAUGAAAGUUUGUAAUUAUCAUUAUUGAAAAUUGCUUUAUUGGCAAUGAGUGGAUGGAUUAUACACAAUAGUAUAGGUAGUUAGAUACUAGUGCAAAUAUUAGUACAGGGUUUAACACUUGCAUAUUCUGCAUAUUGUAGUAGACACUACUUAAACUGAAAGUGCUUGUACAAAUCCUUCAUUAUGUUUGUUUUGUUAAGAUGGAAAUUCAUCAGCAUUUCUUUGUCAUCUAUUGAUUUAUGGUUCUGUUACUUUUUGUCUUUCAAAAUUGUAAAAGUCAAUCAUGGAUAUCAUUUGCUAUUUAACACUUUGCCUGCCUUGUUUGACUAGAGUCACAUACAGCAGACUGCCAAGUUCAACUCAGUCGCAACUGUAGUCACAUUCUGUUCAUACACACAAACAUAAUAGUAAUGUGUGCAUCGGAUUGUAGUGUGUACACACAAAGAUUGUCUUUACAAUAAACCAAUCAAAAGCUAUUGUGAGCUGAAUAAGCAUAUUCUAUGCGAAACCCCUCAAAAAGGUUGCACCUUGAAAUUAAUGUGGUGCAGGAGUGAUUCUGCCCAUGGCGGGCAAAGAGUUAAUCUAUUGACUUCUGAAAUUUUGUAAUUCUCAUAGGCUUUGACACUUUGUACAUGAUCCUUUCAGUCCCAAUAGGUGAAAUAAGUUAGCCUUUCUAACGGUCUAAUCUAGCCCAACAUCAAGCUUAUUGGAAUGUUUUAGAGAAAUAUAUCAAAAUAAGAUAUAAAAUAGGAAAUUUAUAAAAUUCCACAUCUUGCUUAUUUAACACAGGAAGAUAAGAAUGGGUAAACUAAUGACAGCACACACUCAUUAUUUAUUUUGUAUCUUUAAUUAUAUGAAGUAUGAAAUUCUCUUCUUAAUCAUUAGCCCAAGAGCUUCCUUUAUAUAAAAUUGGCAAAAAUAUUAAUUUCAUAUCAUGUGUUCGUGUCUGUGACACCAUUUGCUUUCUAAUUCCAUAUCAAGCAUGCUGUGCAUAUUGAAUUCAAGUGAAAAUUUGGAAUAACUUUUUUUUUUACAUCUGAAAUUUUCAAUAGCAUGCUUGUUUGAUGUUCCUCUAGUAUUUGAACUGAUACUUACAUAAAAGAAUGGUAGCCUUCAAGGUACAGCUCUAUGUGAUUAGUCUCUUCCCUCAAUAUUUUACAAGUAUAAUGUGGUUUUGUGAAGAAUCAUUGUUGGCCCUGUGACAUAAAAGCUUUGCCAUGAAUUGCAUAUAUGUAUAUUAUAGAGCCACUCUAAUCGUCUUUCUGUAGUUUACUUCCAUUUAGCUAUUUAAUUAAAUGUCAUGUGAAAAAUUUUGAUAUGAAUACUGAUAUGUAUUAGAUCUUUAGCCUGUCUUAGAUUUUUCAUAUUAUUUUUAUUGGUGCGCAGGGCCCCUAUUGUUGGUACCUGUUUUGCUAAUAUGUUGACCCAUCAGUAUUAAAUGUGAAUGACCAUUUUCUUACAGUAUCUUUAGUGGUAAUAUUGAUUCUACAGAACAGAGGAAUGAUUGUGAAUUCCAAAAAAUAAAGAGAAAUUGAACUGCAUCACAGUGAUAAAAUAAAUCUCUCUCGUCGAUCAGGCGCUGCACAGCGGCUGCCAAGCCCACAAUCAAUUGGGCAAAACAAAUUUUCGGAAUAUUUCAUUUCUUGUGUCUAUUUCGAACAAUAAAAGAUUAGAUUUUCAUUUAUUUUUUUAUUUUUUUUUUUCUGAUGGAAAAAAUGACUGGAAAUUCCAGACUCCUUUUUUUUCUGGGAUGCUCUGUAAGUGUAGUUAGCAAUUUAUUACAGGUUAGUUAUAAAACUCUUUUCACCCUUGGUAAUAAAAAACACCUAUCACUAUGACAUCAACUUCCUCUUAAAAACCAAUUAUUAAGUUAUAAUUUAUGAUCAUGUGAAAAGUUCUGGGUAUGUUGUAUAUUUAUUGAAUCUCUUUCAAAUCAGUAUUGAUUCAUAUAUAAACUUUUAGAUUAAACUAAUAUUGAUAUUUUUAGAGAA